GGCGGCGAUUAGACAGGCGGCCGCUCGGGGCUUCGUUACCGCCAAAGACGCACAGGCGCACGCAUACCCUUUGAAGGUCGGUGUAAGACCAUCCAGAGUGAUUUGGCUUCUGGUCUGAAAGAUAGUCGUCGAACUCCAGCCGGAUAAUACUGUUCAGGAAAUACCGAGGAUGGAGACACAAAAAACUGACACUGAGAAACACGGAGCAGCUGCUGGCACAAACCCUGCCAUGUCUUCAUGUCGAAAGAUGAAGAAAGAUGAUGCCUCUUUUUUGGAGGAUGUGAAAGAUCACAUUGAUGAGUUCAUUAAUGCGUCUAUGGAUGAACACAAAAAUUGCUUUAAGAAGUCCAUCAAGAAGAUGUUUGGAAUGUCAAAAAUUGUUGCAGAAAGAAAUGCCAAUGCUAAAGAAGUUGAGAGUUCUCUUCCGCUUCAAACAACUGUUGCAGACUGAAGUCUCUUCCUCCUCUCCUCUCCUGGUAGCUACAUCUUAUUCUAGAAGCAUGUUGUUUAUCUUGGAUAUGAUUAGAAUUUUGUAUCCCAUGACAAUGCUACAGUUACUAUUUGAAAUUGAAACUUUGGAUGGAUUUUUAAAUAAUGAAAGUAAUGCUUAUUUGAGCUAUGUGGUUUUAGGA
Messenger RNA from Tripterygium wilfordii, 632 nucleotides. RefSeq lists its product as uncharacterized. The record is from RefSeq and is a predicted model, not a curated record. The coding region runs from base 170 to 451 and encodes 93 amino acids. The transcript is spliced from 3 exons. Lineage: Eukaryota; Viridiplantae; Streptophyta; Magnoliopsida; Celastrales; Celastraceae.